ACAAACAAAAAUCACCUCCAAAAGUCAAAGACAACUUCUAGCUGGAUACUCUGCAAGGUCCAUCAUUUGAGAUACAUAUAUAUAAAUAUUUCAUGUCCCAAUUUUUGUUUUUAUUUUUAUCAAAAUCCCACUUAAGUUUUAUCCUCUUCAUAUUGUCCAAAUUAUAAGCUAGAGGUGGACCCUAGGAGUGAUCAAAUUAUUCGCUAAAGAUUUGAGUUUGCGUGGACUUGUGAAUAUAGAGUCAAAAAUUUAGGGUUGUAUAAAAAAAAACUAUAACAAGACAAUGGAGAAAGAAGAAAAUUGCCAGGCUAAUUCUUUGCCUACAUCUUUUCAAAUGGCAAUUAUUGGUGAAUCCUCAUCAAAUAAUACCAAUAAUCAAAUGGUUGAUUAUAUGGUAAAUUCACAAUCUAUACAACAACAACAUAACCAGUGUUCAUUAGGGUUUUUACCCUCGAAUCCUUCUCUAGACAAGUUGAGCUUCGCGGAUGUGAUGCAAUUCGCGGAUUUUGGGCCUAAAUUAGCCUUAAAUCAAACCAAGGUAUUGGAACAAGAUGUUGGGAUUGAUGAUCCUGUGUACUUCCUUAAGUUUCCCGUUUUAAACGAAAAAAAGAAUGUACAUGAUAAUGAUAAUGAUGAUGAUGAUGAUCGAGAAGCCUUAAUGGUAUCACAAAAAGAAAGUGGUGGAAAAGAAAAAGGAGAAAAUAAUAAUAAUAUUGUUGAAAAAAAUCAAGAAGGGAAGAGUAAUAAUAAGAGAAAGCGGCCAAGAAUUAAGACAAGUGAGGAAGUUGAGAGCCAAAGAAUGACACAUAUUGCUGUGGAGAGGAAUAGAAGGAAGCAAAUGAAUGAACAUCUUCGUGUAUUGAGGUCUCUCAUGCCUGGCUCCUAUGUUCAAAGGGGAGAUCAAGCAUCUAUAAUUGGUGGAGCAAUUGAAUUUGUUAGAGAAUUGGAACAACUCUUACAAUGCCUUGAAUCACAAAAAAGGAGGAGAAUCUAUGGAGAUGCUACUCCAACAAGACCAUUAGGAGAUUCAUCAACAACACCACCACCAUCAAUGCCAAUUAAUCAAAACCCUAAUACUAUAAAUCCUCAUCAUCAAUCACCAAUACUAUUUCCUCUUCCAAAUGAGUAUAAUAUUGAAGGUGAAAUUCAAGAAGAAGUAGCUGAGAGUAAGUCUUGUUUGGCUGAUGUUGAAGUGAAACUUUUAGGGUUUGAUGCAAUGAUCAAGAUUCUAUCAAGAAGAAGACCAGGACAACUCAUAAAGGCAAUUGCUGCAUUGGAAGAUAUGCAACUUAGUAUUCUUCAUACAAAUAUUACAACCAUUGAACAAACUGUUCUCUACUCCUUCAAUGUCAAGAUUUCUGGUGAAACUAGGUACACAGCUGAUGAUAUAGCAAACUCAAUCCAACAUAUAUUCAGUUUCAUUCAUGCUGAAAUAGCCCCAUAUGAUAUCAACUAGUUGAAGACCAUUUAAUUUUUCAUUGUACUUUCUAGCUAGGUGGUGUGUUUUAUAUAGUUUGACUCUUCUUCUAUAUAGUGGUUAAUUACAGAUGC
Molecule: messenger RNA, 1551 nt
Organism: Solanum tuberosum (potato)
Lineage: Eukaryota; Viridiplantae; Streptophyta; Magnoliopsida; Solanales; Solanaceae
Product: transcription factor FAMA-like
Exons: 5
Coding region: 284-1456 (390 amino acids)
Biological process (GO): positive regulation of DNA-templated transcription; stomatal complex development; guard cell differentiation
Cellular component (GO): nucleus
Molecular function (GO): protein dimerization activity; DNA-binding transcription factor activity
Source: RefSeq, a predicted model, not a curated record